Molecule: messenger RNA, 1293 nt
Organism: Patiria miniata (bat star)
Lineage: Eukaryota; Metazoa; Echinodermata; Asteroidea; Valvatida; Asterinidae
Exons: 2
Coding region: 294-926 (210 amino acids)
Source: RefSeq, a predicted model, not a curated record
GCUAAAGUGCCGCACCAACAUAAAGUAUUGUGUAGGGCCGGGUCGCACACAACGGUGCAAAGUUCCGGUUCAAAGUUAGCCUCGCCGUACGUUUUAACUCUUCUAACACUUUUUGGGCCACAAAGGUAUCUGAAAUCGCGGUGAUAUUGUGCAGCUACUUCGGUUUCUUUUCAUCAUAAAGUUAAACCAUCUCCCCAGAGACCCACAAAAAUAAGACGUGGAGACGACUCAGUAAACCAGCAGCAGACGAACGGUGUAGAUAAAAGGAGUGUCGUGCCCUCAAAAAGUUUAGAAUGGAUGGAAUAAAUCUUCCAAAGCUGUCACUUGUUUUCAUAUGCUGUUUGGUUGCCUUUACAGCGGCGUCAGGAAUUGACGACGAACAACCAGACGAUCGCUUGCCUCCUCUCUUGGCCCGCCUCAUGCCUCGUGAUGCCGACUCCAUGCAACAGAUCGAAGCAACAACCGACAAUCAGAUACCAACCCCAGCAGUAACCCAGCCUCCGUACAUAGUGCAAAGCCUGACAGAAGCCAUCACCUUAGCGGUCAUCAGCGGCAUCUGCGGGCCGUCUCUCUUCGCGCUCAUCGGCUGCGGGAUUCGUCAGAUCCGCACGACCUGGGACGACCCGUUCGCCGGCGGGGAGAGACCCGUGGACGAAGCCGCCGAGCGCCGCAAGCGCAAGAAGCAACAGCAGCAGCAGGAACAGCUAGGGGACGACGAUGAAGCCGAGCACGCCAACAACAACUACCGGCCUGCCAAGACCGUGACCAACAACGUGGACCCCCUGCUCCUGGACCGCAUAACCACUCUGGACCUGGACAACAUCCGCGCCAAGCCACUGCCCACCGCAAAGUACAGCAACACCGAGAAGAACCUGGCCGGUAGGGUGAACGUAGGAUACAGCAAAACGGCAGAGGAUAUCCUGUGAAUGGAACCUUAACGACCCAAGCUUGGCAACUCAUCCGGACUGUGAUAAUCAACUAUUUUGGCCCUUAGGUGUUUAAAAACAGGCUGUCACUGGCAAUCUUUAGGUACUUAAUACAAGGUUUAUAAAAAGGCAAUAAAAAAAUAAUGGGUUAAUAUGUUAAACCUAUAUGAACUUGAACACUGUCAAAGGGCUCCAUCUCAAAGGGUAUUUCGUAAGUUUUUCAUUGAUACCUUAUUUCCAUCUCAAUUGUCUGCAGUCACAAAUAACUGAACACCAUCGAUUUCAAAUAACAGGGGAAAAAAUACACUUUUCCCCCAGGUUUGCUGAAAAAAAUGGUGAAUUACUCUCUAAAUUCCAAAGAGUGAAA